Messenger RNA from Mesorhabditis spiculigera, 399 nucleotides. The record is from the annotation of a GenBank genome assembly. NCBI's taxonomy places the organism in Eukaryota, Metazoa, Nematoda, Chromadorea, Rhabditida, Rhabditidae.
AUGCGCGAAUUGGUGCUCCUACUAUUUGCUAUCAUUUGGAUAGUAGAACCCUCCAGCCGCGCCCAGCUCCUCCCCAAAUCGAUGCGAACGAAGCUGUGCGAAGUUGAGCCCGACUCCAAGCUCUGCCAGCCGUCACUAAAUACGAUCCUCCGCGACCAACUCUCCUAUUCCCGAUGGUCCAUUUGUGAUUCUCGACCAUUCCUCCGACUCUGCCGAUUUAAACCCGGAACUUUUGAUGAAUUUGCUGAUGCUAUGAAGCAACAGCAAGACAAAGCCGAAAAACAAAUCAUCGUCCUGCGAGACCCUCACGGAGCGGAAGAAAAUCGAAUCGAGAUUGAUGUGACCCCGUCAAUAGCCACUUCCCCGCCAUUUGCCAUAGACCCCAAUAUAUUUGGGCAA